CAGUGAUUAGUGGUCCGGUUCUGUUUUAUUUAUUAAUGCACGCAAAAGAGUUUAUUUAUAGCCGAGGAUCGAAUCAUUCAAGUUGCAACAUUGCCACUUUCAGUCGCAUUUAUUGGGACACUCUGCUGUAUGGCUGGAAUUUAUGUGUCAAUGCACCUGGCGAAAAAAGUUGAACAUGCGGCACUUGAAAAUGUGGAAAAAAGGCGAAAGCUGUAAUAUUCGUAUUUUAAAAAAAUGGAAGCUGCACGUGACAGUGGCACUCGUUUUAUUUACACGACAAGUGGCAAUUACAAAAAUCCGCUGGCAGUCACUGCUCAUUUCGCUGCAAGUCGAGUGGCAUUAAAAUGUUGCCAUUUUCAUACACAUCUGCCCCGAUUGCUCUUGAAAAGCAAUCCACAUAUAAAUCGAAAUCCCCCUAAAUUCCAAACUAUAUUCUCCGAUAAUUGUUUGGCUUUGAUUUGUGCUCACUGAACAUGGUUUUGGCUUGCGAUUGAAGAUUCGGGCCUUAAUCGUUAGGAAUGUCUGUUGGCCAACCGUUUUGGUCCAAUCAAAUCAGCAGCAGAUGCAGCUCUUUUUAUUGCCUUAUUGAUGCAAUUGUUUACAUGUGUAAUUAAGUUACCAGUAGCCCAGUAAAUGUGUUGAUGAUGUGAACAAAUUUAUCUGCCAUAAUAUUUGCAUGUGUUUAAGCCGAGUAUUUUAUUUUUUUUUUUGUAGCCAUUAUUGUUAUUACUAUGGCCGAGAUUCGCAGGAUGUUGGACUCUGGCUCAGUCCGGUCGUAAAUAUUUAUGCUACAGCCGUAUUGUUGUCGGAAUUAAAACGGCAAACAUGACACUCGAAAAAAUAAUAAAGCAAUCAGUUAAGCGCAGCCACUGUGCGGGUAAUUAUAUAAAUUGUUUGCUUAUGCCAACGGAACUCCUUUUGUGUUCGCUUGCAUGUUUAUUUAUUUGCUCAGUCCGAGUGUUCGAGUGCAAUGAAAUUUUAUGUGCUUAUAGUUGUGCUUAGCAUUAUAUUAAAAUAUGCAUCAAUGUUUACAAGCGCCUCGGAUGAUGUCAAUUGCGAUAAAAACACGCUCGUAAACGCUCGCACGUUACGCAUACGCCAUGUCAUGCAGGAACCUCAACGACAACGUCGCCAUUUUGCCUAGAUGUUGUCAAACAUGGCCAGACAAGGAGCGCCGGACAGGAACACCUCACUCAUUGGCCAAACCAGGGGCGGGGACAACAGGGAGCCGAAAACCUCACACCAGUGAUGACAGCUUUAUGCUCCUCAAGUGGGAAAGUCUUUCGAGAAUCAUUAAAAAGUGCAGAAUGGAGCCGAGUCAGUGGAGUAGCGGAAUGCGAAAGCGAAGCACUUGCGAAUGUGGAUGAGGAUGUGGCUGCCGUGCCAGAAGACGUGGGAAGAUGUGCUGUCCUGUGGGCGUGGGUUUCGAUGGGAACGGAGGAGUUGAAGGUGCGCCGAGCAGAGAGGGCAAGUGGCGAAUUUAUUGCCCAGGGAAGCAUAUCGUGGCGCGACGUCUCCCGAGGAUCCGAGUGCCUUCGCGGCGGCUGCAACAUGUCGCAAAGUUGUCGAAGCAGGGACUAA
Messenger RNA from Drosophila subpulchrella, 1581 nucleotides. RefSeq lists its product as uncharacterized. NCBI's taxonomy places the organism in Eukaryota, Metazoa, Arthropoda, Insecta, Diptera, Drosophilidae. The coding region runs from base 1249 to 1581 and encodes 110 amino acids. The record is from RefSeq and is a predicted model, not a curated record. The transcript has 2 exons.